Molecule: messenger RNA, 2575 nt
Organism: Euleptes europaea (tarantolino)
Lineage: Eukaryota; Metazoa; Chordata; Lepidosauria; Squamata; Sphaerodactylidae
Gene: LONP2
Product: lon peptidase 2, peroxisomal
Exons: 15
Coding region: 4-2568 (854 amino acids)
Biological process (GO): protein quality control for misfolded or incompletely synthesized proteins; protein catabolic process; protein processing
Cellular component (GO): peroxisomal matrix
Molecular function (GO): serine-type endopeptidase activity; ATP binding; ATP hydrolysis activity
Source: RefSeq, a predicted model, not a curated record
GCCAUGGCGUCGCCUUCGUCGUCGGGCGGCAGCCCCAUCCAGAUCCCCAGCCGCCUGCCGCUGCUGCUCACCCCGGAGGCCGUGCUGCUGCCGGGCUCCACCAUGCGCGCCAGCGUGGACUCGCCGCGGAACAUGCAGCUGGUGCGGAGCCGCCUCCUGAAGGGCACGUCGCUCAAGAGCACCAUCAUCGGCGUCAUCCCCGACACCAACGACCCGGCCAGCGACCUCGACCCGCUGCCCCCGCUCCACAGGAUUGGCACAGCGGCGCUGGCAGUGCAAGUGGUUGGCAGCAAUUGGCCCAAGCCUCAUUACACGCUGCUGGUCACGGGCCUCUGCAGGUUCCAGAUUUUGCAGCUGGUGAAGGAGAAGCCCUACCCCGUUGCCGAUGUCGAGCAGUUGGAUCGGCUGGAGCAGUUCACCAACAAGUCUAAAGCUGAGGAGGAGCUGGGGGAGCUCUCUGAGCAGUUCUACAAAUACGCAGUGCAGCUGGUUGAAAUGCUGGACAUGUCGGUCCCCGCAGUGGCUAAACUAAGACGCCUCUUGGACAACCUGCCUCGGGAAGCUCUGCCAGAUAUAUUAACUUCCAUCAUCCGCACCAGCAACCAAGAGAAGCUGCAGAUUUUAGACGCCGUUGGCUUGGAGGAGCGAUUCAAGAUGACCAUACCUUUGCUCGUUCGGCAGAUCGAAGGUUUGAAGUUGCUUCAGAAGACCAGAAAACCAAAACAAGAUGACGACAAAAGAGUUGUCACUAUACGUCCCAUUCGAAGAAUCGCUCACAUCGCAGAAGACGAGGAGGAAGACGAAGACCACGACGAUGUUGUUGUGCUCGAGAAGAAAAUCCGAGCCUCCAGCAUGCCUGAGCAGGCUCUGAAAGUGUGCAUCAAAGAGGUAAAGAGGUUGAAGAAGAUGCCUCAGUCAAUGCCGGAAUAUGCCUUAACUCGAAAUUAUUUGGAGCUGAUGGUGGAAUUGCCGUGGAAUAAAAGCACAAGAGACCGCCUAGAUAUCCGUGCAGCCAGAAUCCUUCUGGACAAUGACCACUACGCUAUGGAGAAGCUGAAGAAGAGAGUUUUGGAAUACUUGGCAGUCAGGCAGCUUAAGAACAACCUGAAGGGCCCGAUCCUUUGCUUCGUUGGCCCUCCUGGAGUUGGGAAGACUAGUGUGGGGAGAUCCGUAGCGAAGACAUUGGGCCGAGAGUUCCAUCGCAUUGCCUUGGGAGGAGUGUGUGACCAGUCUGACAUCCGAGGUCACAGGCGCACCUACGUGGGCAGCAUGCCGGGGCGAAUAAUCAACGGCUUGAAGACCGUCGGGGUUAACAAUCCCGUGUUCCUGCUCGAUGAGGUCGACAAGCUCGGGAAGAGCCUGCAGGGAGACCCGGCAGCAGCUCUGCUCGAGGUCUUAGAUCCGGAACAAAAUCACAGCUUCACAGAUCACUACCUGAACGUUGCGUUCGACUUGUCGCAGGUCCUUUUCAUAGCCACCGCCAACACCAUGGCGACCAUUCCCCCUGCUUUGCUGGACAGAAUGGAGAUCAUUCAGGUUCCAGGAUACACCCAAGAAGAGAAGAUGGAAAUUGCGCAUCGACACUUGAUCCCAAAACAGCUGGAGCAGCAUGGCUUGACUCCCCAGCAGAUUCAGAUCCCCCCGGAAGCGACUCUGGCCAUCAUCACUCGGUACACCCGCGAGGCAGGCGUGCGCUCUCUGGAUCGCAAAUUUGGAGCCGUUUGCCGAGCCGUAGCGGUGAAAGUGGCGGAAGGCCAGCACAAGGAGACGAAGCCAGAUCGCUCGGAAGUGACAGAAGGAGAAGAGUGCAAAGAGCAUGUCACGGAAGAUGCAAAACCCGAUGCCAUCAAUGAGACAGCCGACCUGGCCCUGCCGCCGGAAAUGCCCAUUUUAAUCGACUCCCACGCCUUGAAAGAUAUCCUUGGACCGCCAAUGUACGAGCUAGAGGUAUCCGAGCGACUCAGUCAACCAGGUGUAGCCAUUGGCUUGGCCUGGACCCCCUUAGGGGGAGAGAUCAUGUUUGUGGAAGCCAGCCGCAUGGACGGGGAGGGCCAGCUGACUUUGACCGGGCAGUUGGGCGACAUCAUGAAGGAAUCAGCUCAUCUCGCCAUCAGUUGGCUCCGCAGCAAUGCAAAGAAAUACCAACUGACAAACGCUUCUGGAAGUUUUGAUCUCCUUGACAACACAGACAUCCAUCUGCACUUCCCAGCUGGAGCCGUCACAAAAGAUGGACCAUCUGCUGGCGUUACCAUAGUAACCUGCCUUGCUUCACUUUUCAGUGGGCGGCUGGUGCGUUCGGAUGUAGCCAUGACUGGGGAAAUUACACUACGAGGCCUGGUUCUUCCAGUUGGUGGAAUUAAGGACAAAGUUCUGGCUGCACACAGAGCUGGGCUGAAGAGAAUCAUCAUUCCUCAAAGAAACGAGAAAGACCUCGAGGAGAUUGCGGCCAAUGUGCGGCAGGACCUGGAUUUUGUGAUGACAAGCAGCCUAGAUGAAGUUCUCAAUGCCGCCUUCGAGGGGGGGUUUUCAGCCAAGACUGGACUCGAUCACUUCAGUAGUAAACUUUAAGCAGAUU